This is a messenger RNA of Lachancea mirantina, 759 nucleotides long. NCBI's taxonomy places the organism in Eukaryota, Fungi, Ascomycota, Saccharomycetes, Saccharomycetales, Saccharomycetaceae. The record is from the annotation of a GenBank genome assembly.
AUGUCUUUACCAGCUACUUUUGACUUGACUCCAGAGGACGCCCAAUUGUUGUUGGCUGCUAACAGUCACCUUGGUUCGAAGAACGUUCAGGUGCACCAAGAAGGUUACGUUUUCAAGACGAGACCAGAUGGUGUCAACGUCAUCAACGUUGGCAAGACCUGGGAAAAGAUCGUUUUGGCCGCUAGAAUUAUUGCCUCUAUCCCAAACCCAGAGGAUGUCGUUGCCAUCUCUUCCAGAACUUACGGCCAAAGAGCGGUUCUGAAGUUCUCCGCUCACACUGGUGCUACUCCAAUCGCCGGUAGAUUCACCCCAGGUUCUUUCACCAACUACAUCACUCGUUCCUUCAAGGAACCAAGAUUGGUGAUUGUUACCGACCCAAGAUCCGACGCUCAAGCCAUCAAGGAAUCUUCUUACGUUAACAUCCCAGUCAUCGCUUUGACCGACUUGGACUCUCCUUCCGAAUACGUUGAUGUCGCCAUCCCAUGUAACAACAAGGGUAAGCACUCUAUUGGUUUGAUCUGGUACUUGUUGGCCAGAGAAGUCUUGAGACUAAGAGGUUCUCUAGUCGACAGAACCCAACCAUGGUCUAUCAUGCCCGACUUGUACUUCUACAGAGACCCUGAAGAAAUCGAGCAACAAACCGCCGAAGAGGCCACCGGUGCCACUGAGGAAGAAGCCAAGGAGGAAACCGCUGCCGAGGAACAAACCGAAGCUGCCGACUGGGCUGAAGGUAACACUGAGGAAGUUGCCUCUUGGUAA